Phaeoacremonium minimum UCRPA7 is the source of this 981-nucleotide messenger RNA. RefSeq lists its product as hypothetical. The coding region runs from base 1 to 981 and encodes 326 amino acids. The record is from RefSeq and is a predicted model, not a curated record. The transcript has a single exon. NCBI's taxonomy places the organism in Eukaryota, Fungi, Ascomycota, Sordariomycetes, Togniniales, Togniniaceae.
AUGGAGUCACCCACGCCAAAAGGCAGCACGACGCCGGGCCAGUCGCGCUUCGCCUUCUUCACCCAGACGCUGUCCCGCCUCACGCAGUCGCCCACGAGCGCGACCAUGGACGACGAGCUGCUGAGCAUGAACGUCGAGGCGGCGCUGUUCCCUGGCGGCCCGCCCACGGAGCGCGACACCUUCUCGCCGUCGGCGUUCAAGAACCUGCAGGCGAACGCCACCGGCCUGCUGCAUAAGAUGCAGGGGGCCUACCGCCAGCGGACCGCCGCCCUGCGCGACAUCGAGGCCGAGAGGGAGGCCCAGCGCGACGAGCUGGAAGAGGCGGAGACGCGCGCAAAGCACCUCAAGAUGCAGCUGGAGGACAUGGCGCGCAAGGCGGCCGACCACGAGAGGGACAUGAAGCGGCUGAUGGAGGACCUCAUUGCGGAGAAGAAGGCCAGGGCCGAGGAGAAGGAGCGCAUGGCCCGCGAGAAGGGCCUCGCCGUCGCCAUGUCCGAGGGCUCGACCGUCUCCGAGGACCUUGGUGUGGACGAGGAGCAGCGGAGACAGGGCUGGCGGAAAAGCGCCGAGACGAUGAAGUCCGACAUGAGCUACGACACCGAUGACGACAGCGUUGAAGUCGAGAGCGUCUUCUCGCGCUCGCGGAGCCCGACGAAUGCCCCGAGUGCUUACGAGGGCAGCGUUGCGGAUGGUCCGACUUCUCGACCCAAGGCGGCGACCCUGUCACCUCCGAAAGCGAGGGGAGGCCAGCAAAUGACAACCUUCCAGAAGCUCAUGAAGAACAUCUCCGGAGAGCCAUUGAGGGAAGGGGACGAAUAUGUAGGCGCUGGCUGCCGGAACUGCAAAGGCCAGGAUGCUAGCGUUGCAUGGGAUACCGUCAGCCUCCUGAGGGAUGAGAACAAGGCGCUCAAGCAGCGAGUUGGGCACCUGGAAGUCGCUGUCGAAGGGGCUCUGGACAUGGUGAAUGGCAUUGGCCUAUGA